Molecule: messenger RNA, 2440 nt
Organism: Salmo salar (Atlantic salmon)
Lineage: Eukaryota; Metazoa; Chordata; Actinopteri; Salmoniformes; Salmonidae
Product: protein LEG1 homolog
Source: RefSeq, a predicted model, not a curated record
UUACUUAUUUAGGUGUGCAGUUAAUAAGGUAGCCAGCAUGCAGUGCAUCUGGACCCUCUCCCUGCUUCAGCUAGUUGCCCUGUGGGCCAACGCAGCAGUGGUCACUGAAAAUGGCCUCCCCAUCCUCUGGGACCAGGCACCCAGCCAGCUGUUGGAACUGCCUCAGGUGGACAACGUGGUCACAAUCAACCCCUGGAACUACCUGCAGAGGAUGAGUCUGUAUAGGAUACUGGUAAGAUCUACAGACAAGUACAUGGCCUCCAUGGGAACGAAUGAGACUGACAGUCUGUUCUGGGGCCUGCCUCUGCAGAUGGGCUGGAAACUCAGAUCAGGGCGUCUGGUUGACCCUACUGGCACGACAACAUGUGGAAAGGAAGGAGAUCCCAUGUGCAUUUCCGCUAAUAGCUGGUGGGCCUGUGUGAACUACUACCUUUCAGUGAUCACGUUCCUGGCUGCUGUGCAGAAAGACGUGAUUGGAGGUGGUCUCAUUCAGGUCCAGGUACAGGAACCAGCUGAGGCAGCUGGAGACUACUGCACCUCCUACACAGACUGCUCUACUAAGUACCCAGACCUUAUGGCCAAGUGGGAAGAAUUCUUCCAGACUCUGAAAGACGUGAGUGCAUCUGAGAUUUCUGACUUUGAGAAAAGAGACCAGAUUCUGGGUGUCUAUUGGGCAGGUCAACAUCUCUCUUUGAAUACUGCCUCAAUCAGCUGCAAGGCAAAGAUGAGCUACUAUUCCAGCCCAGAGGUUUCAUUCGCCAAAAACUGGAUGAACUCUGCAGACUACGUAGCAGCAACAUACUUCCAGUCCAACCUGAAUAACUCUGUGCUGUUCAUGAGCCCUCUGCCAAGCAGGGUGCUUCAGGAGGGGGAUAGCGCCCCUAACAUAGCUGACCUCAGCAAGGAGGAGAACCACACCCUCUAUAUCUUUGGCUGGAUGACCAGAAUGAACAGGAUUCUGAUGGGUUCUCUGGUGAGGAUGUGGCGCUCGGCCAUGUGCUCUGACAAGGCUCGGGAGAAGGGCCGGGAGCUCCUACAGGAUCUGGUCCAUGACCCUAAGUUUGCUGCUUCCACCUUCGUCUCCAUUCUCAAAGAGAUGACACGCAGCUGCUGAGGAUUCAGCAAAUCAGUCCGACACUCCAACUAGCUCAGUUUCAACCUGUCCCAAAUUUAGCAUCAGAUGCCAUUCAUAAUGAUUCAUUGUUAAAUGUUUCUGAAUACAUUUCACACAGUAGUAUUUACACAUCCUGUGUUUUUGUAAUAAUACAUUUUCCACAGUAGGCAAAUGUCCUUGUUGAUUAAUGUACAAACAAUUUAUUUCUUGUAUCAUGAAUAUAAUAACACAUUUAAAUGGAAGAGUGGCUCAGUAUAAAGAGCAUAAUAGUACAUAUCAACACAUUUUGUUUGAAAUAUGAACAUUACAGUGCCUUCAGAAAGUAUUCACACCACUUGACUUUUUCCACAGCCGGAAUUUAAAAUGAAUUAAAUGUAUUAAAAAAAUUCACUGGCCUACACACAACACCCCAUAAUGUCAAAGUGGAAUCAUGCUUUUAGACAUUUUUACAAAAGUAAUAAGUAUUCAACCCCUUUGUUAUGGCAAGCCUAAAUAAGUUCAGGAAUAAACAUUUGCUUAACAAGUCAGAUAAUAAGUUACAUGGACUCACUAUGUGUGCAAUAAUAGUGUUUAACAUGAUUUUUGAAUGACUACCUCAUCUCUGUACCCCACACAUACAAUUAUCUGUAAGGUCCCUCAGUCGAGCAGUGAAUUUCAAACACAGAUUCAACCACAAAGACCGGGGAGGUUUUUCAAUGCCAAGAAGACAGUGAAUGUUCCAUGGCCAAGUUACAGUUUCAAUUUAAAUCUGCUUGAAAAUCUAUGGCAAGACCUGCAAAUGGUUGUCUAGCAAUUAUCAACAACCAAUUUCACAGAGCUUGAAGUAUUUUGAAAAGAAUAAUGGGAAAAUGUUGCACAAUCCAUGUGUGGAAAGCUCUUAGACUUAACCAGAAAGGUGAUUCUAACAUGUAUUGACUCAGGGGGUUGAAUACUUAUCUAAUCAAGAAAUAUUAGUGUUUUAUUUAUCAUAAUCUUUUACAAAUGUUAGAAUUGAGUAUUUUGUGUAGAUCGCUGACAAAAAAGUGACAAUGAAAUGCAUUUUAACACCACUUUGUAACACAACAAAAUGUGGAAAAAGAGUGAAUACUUUCUGAAGACACUGUACAGUAUAUCUCACAUGCCAACAUUUGUAUUGAUCUUUACACUUAAACAAUAUGGGGGUAAACUUUGAGCUUGGGUUAGAUAUGUAUUAGAUAGUCAUUAAAACCAAUCAUUCCCUUCUAUACUAAACCUGUUUUGCAGUCUGCAUGGCAUAUGUGUUUUCUGAUUUCUUCUUGUCUAUUCUGUGAAUACUUUGGUCAUUAAAUUUUCUCCUGAUGCUGUCAA